CACACAGUAUCACAAGCUUGCGCGCCACACACGCGGACCUCGCCAUUCUCUUUCUCUCUCUUUUUCUCUCAACAGUCUUUUUAUCUUUCUGGAAGUUCCAUGGUAGUUAAAACUGCAAAAAUGAAUUCCAACGUAUCAUCAUCUGCACAUCCUCCACCGCCGCCGCAAUACAUGGCCACCACGUCCACAGCUGCCACCACAUCAACGGCCACAGAUAGUGGCGGCAAGAAGGUCAGGAAACCUUACACCAUUACCAAGUCUAGAGAGAGCUGGACCGAAGAAGAACAUGACAAGUUCCUCGAAGCUCUUCAAUUGUUUGACCGUGACUGGAAAAAGAUUGAAGAUUUUGUGGGUUCUAAAACAGUUAUUCAGAUUCGGAGUCAUGCCCAGAAAUACUUUUUAAAGGUCCAGAAGAAUGGGGCAAUUGCCCAUGUGCCUCCCCCUCGUCCUAAACGCAAGGCUGCUCAUCCUUAUCCACAGAAAGCAUCAAAAAAUGCACCCCUGCAGACAUCUGUGGCUUAUCCGUCGGCAAAUACCCUUGCAGCUGGGUAUACCCAAUGGGAUGAUUCGUCCAUUCUGAUAAAUGCAGCUUCAAGCAAAAUUAUGUCAUCCCUAGAAGAUUUUACCAAUUUACCUGGAGCUGAAGCUGAUAUUGGAUCAAAGGGCCUAUCAAGGAUGGGUAACAGUUCUGUUAGUGGCAUUGGAAGCUCAAGUAGAACACCAACCAGUUCAGAGAUACCAAAGCAGGGGAAACAAGUUCCUAUGCUUCAUGGUGUACCAGACUUUGCUGAAGUGUAUAGCUUCAUAGGGAGUGUCUUUGACCCAGACACCAGAGGCCAUGUGCAAAAGCUCAAGGAAAUGGAUCCCAUAAAUUUUGAAACGGUUUUAUUAUUGAUGAGGAACCUCAGUGUUAACUUGUCUAGCCCUGAUUUUGAGCCAAUUGCCUGGUUUUCCUUAGACUUGCAAAAGUGUGCUCUCCGUGUUAUGCCUAUGCCUGGCUUCUUCUGUUGGAAAAUUUACAUAACUAUCUCACUUAUGUUUAUAUAUGUAACUUGUUUAGAUUCCCUGAGAGGAAUUUACAAGCAAUAGAUGAUGUAUCAAUUGAAUUGGAUAAAUUUAUUAGAGAGCAAUGCUACGUAUAUACAGUUUUGGUACACAAUUUGAGUAUAUAGAUGAUAUGUCAUCAUAUAAUUAAAUAUUAUUUUAUCUUUAAUUCAAAAUCAUUUAAUUAUAUAAUAACAUAUCAUCUAUAUAUAUCCAAAUUGUGUAAUAAAAGUAUGUACACAUAGUUUUAUUGUUUAUGUUAAGCUUAAAAUUCUCUUCCCGAUGAGGUUGUACCUACAAAAAUGUGAAUGCAUUGCAAAUAUAGCAAUUUUCUUGAUGAAAAGUUGGCUGUCAUUUACCUUGUGUUUAUAAGCCACGGUCCUUGGAAGAAUCACUGUUACACUAAUGAUACUAGUUGUGAAAAAGUAAGAAAUAAGAAAAUGAUAUAAUUGAUUAACUACAGGCCUUGCCAUCUUUGUCAUAUGCAGCCUAAUGCAGAGUCCAAAUCUUUUAUUCAAAGGAAUCCGCUUGGACAGGUUACUGGAGGAUAUGCUUUUGCUAUUCUAAAUAGAUUAUAAAAAGAAAUCCUGAAUUAGUUAUGGGCAUUAUAAUUUUCCUCUUUAAGUAGCAGAUUGAGAUCAGAAACAUAUUACUUAUCUAAGGACAUUGGUUUAUACAAUAUAUGGUUGUGUUGAUCACUGUUGUGAGUUGGUUUGUUUCUUGGUGGUUCUGUCCAAUUACUUUUUCCCUUAUUUGAACAUUUCUGGUGGUUCCAACUGAUUGAUCUGACUUUGUCUGGUUGAUUUCCUUGGUUCAGAGGCAGGUCAUGUCAUCCUAUGACGCUAAUUCA
This is a messenger RNA of Mangifera indica (mango), 1894 nucleotides long. RefSeq names its product protein REVEILLE 8-like. Gene Ontology annotation, molecular function: DNA binding. Bases 100 to 1089 code for a protein of 329 amino acids. NCBI's taxonomy places the organism in Eukaryota, Viridiplantae, Streptophyta, Magnoliopsida, Sapindales, Anacardiaceae. The transcript is spliced from 8 exons. The record is from RefSeq and is a predicted model, not a curated record.